AUGAACCAUUCCUUCUUCCGACCGAUCGACUGGGUCGCACUCGAGCAGAAACAAGUCGCUCCACCCUAUCGUCCUUCAUACACCGAUGACUACGAUCUCACACACUUCGACCCGACGUUUACCGACGAACCGGUGGUUUUCACUCCAGACAAUCCGGAAAAAAUCGCCAAAAUCGAUCAAACCGAGUUCGAAGGCUUCGAAUAUGUCAACCCGCUGCUGAUGUCUUUGGAAGAACCUGUGUAA
Opisthorchis viverrini is the source of this 243-nucleotide messenger RNA. RefSeq lists its product as hypothetical. The record is from RefSeq and is a predicted model, not a curated record. The coding region runs from base 1 to 243 and encodes 80 amino acids. The transcript is spliced from 2 exons. NCBI's taxonomy places the organism in Eukaryota, Metazoa, Platyhelminthes, Trematoda, Opisthorchiida, Opisthorchiidae. Gene Ontology annotation, molecular function: protein serine/threonine kinase activity; ATP binding. Gene Ontology annotation, biological process: protein phosphorylation.